AUGAAGCCAAAGUUUCAUGCAGGACCCUACGAACAAAUUGUCAAUGACAUUGCCAAUUACGCGCAUUAUGCGAAUUUCUCGUUGUGUUGUUUUGCUCUGAUAAUCAAUUUGUUGCACUUAAUAGUUCUGACAAGGAAGUCUAUGAGAACCACUUCUACAAACGUGAUAUUAAUUGGAAUUGCAUUUUCUGAUAUUUGCGCAAUGUCUGCAACAGUUUAUAAACAUUUUGAAAUGGUCGAUGUAGAGAAUCCUGAGUGCUUAACAUCCAAUAAGCUCUGGAAAAUCUAUUUGAACAUGAACGUUUGGGCUCUUCAAUAUCAUUUUCGUCGCUGUAGUUCGUGGCUUGGGGUCUUGCUGGCAAGCGUCAGAUACGUUAUACUAAAAAGUUUAACUGACCGAAGCAAGUUCGCAAAACCAAAAGUUGGAUGGAAACUUUUCAUUGUUGUUCAAUGCGUUAGCGCGACGCUUUCUCUAGUUUAUCAGUUGAGAUUUCAAGUUCUCGAGGACAGAACAAUUCCGCUGCCAAUUAGCUGCGCCGAAUUUCAAGACAUAAACAACGCAUCCAAAUAUACAUUGUCACUGAUACCAUUGUUUCAAAAUAAUAAUCAACUUGUUCUCCGAUUAUUUUACUUGGUUAAUGGCUUAGUAACAAGGGAUCUUCCAUGUGGUGCCUUUCCAAUCCUCACAUUUUUCCUGCUCCGUGAGCUCAGAAAAACAAAGAAACUUGAUAAGGUAUCACAUCGUAGCAAUACUAUUGAUAGAUCCGAAGCACGCCACAAAACCACAAAAUGCAUUGUUUUUAUGACGAAUGCGUAUUUUAUCGCUGAAGCUCCGAUGGGCAUUAUUAGUCUGGUCAAGGUGUUUUUCAAUACGGAUGAUCGUGUUUAUUUGAUCUCUGUUGAUUUGGUAAUAUAUUUCACACUUUUGUUAACCAUCAAUUCCAUCUGCCAUUCAGUGAUAUGCUUUAUGAUGUCAACUCAGUACCGAAAAACUAUCUGGAAAAUGUUUGGAAUUAGAAAAAAGAAGAUUAAUGAAGCUAUAUUUUUUCGCAAUCGUGUGAGCCUUGAAUGA
Caenorhabditis elegans is the source of this 1071-nucleotide messenger RNA. It is a transcript of the gene srw-99, whose product is annotated as G-protein coupled receptors family 1 profile domain-containing protein. Gene Ontology annotation, cellular component: membrane. Lineage: Eukaryota; Metazoa; Nematoda; Chromadorea; Rhabditida; Rhabditidae. The coding region runs from base 1 to 1071 and encodes 356 amino acids. Gene Ontology annotation, biological process: signal transduction; G protein-coupled receptor signaling pathway. The transcript is spliced from 6 exons. Gene Ontology annotation, molecular function: G protein-coupled peptide receptor activity; G protein-coupled receptor activity. The record is from RefSeq and is marked reviewed.